Budorcas taxicolor (takin) is the source of this 4171-nucleotide messenger RNA. RefSeq names its product mastermind like domain containing 1 (gene MAMLD1). Lineage: Eukaryota; Metazoa; Chordata; Mammalia; Artiodactyla; Bovidae. Gene Ontology annotation, cellular component: nuclear body. The record is from RefSeq and is a predicted model, not a curated record. Gene Ontology annotation, biological process: regulation of transcription by RNA polymerase II. The transcript is spliced from 5 exons. Bases 1 to 2877 code for a protein of 958 amino acids.
AUGGAUGACUGGAAAAGUCGACUUGUAGUCAAGAGCAUGCUUCCCCAUUUCGCCGUGGUGGGAAAUCGUCAGGAGCCCAGAAAGCUCCAAGAAUCGGGAACCACUAAGCGGAGGCAGGAAGGAGAAGAUUUCCAGCUUUCAGGCAUGGGCGACGAAGGUUACCCUAAUCAAAUCAAGAGACCAUGCCUUGAAGAUGUCACCCUUUCAAUGGGCCCGGGUGCCCAUCCCAGCACAGCCUGUGCACAGCUGCAAGUUCCUGCGUUACCCAUGAACCCUAGUUCUGCAGCAAUGGCAGCCCCUGGCCAUCCGUUACUACUGGACAAUAGCCCCAGGAAUGGCAGCGUCAUGGGCCCACCAUUUGCAGGGCCACCAACAGCAGAAAUGGGAGUGAAAGGCCCCUCUAUUCCUUACUAUGACAAAACCAACAGUGCACCGGCUGUGGAUCAGGAACUUCAAGAUCUGCUGGAGGAGCUCACAGAAAUUCAAGAAUCUUCUCAGAGUGAGCUCGAUCUUGAGAAAAUCCUGGGGACCAAGCCGGAAGAACCGCUGGUCUUACACCACCACCCACCGGCAACCUUAGGCGCGACGGCCAAGCCCACGGUUCAGAUGCCACGCUUGGAGAGCCUCAGUUCCGGCAAGGACUUUGCUUCCAGUUGCAGCCAGGUCACUGGGGUGUCGCUUCAGAUCCCACCCUCCUCUGCGGGGCUCAGCUAUGCAAUUACGCCUGCCAGUAAGCAGAUGGCCUCCCCAAGUUCCUCGACUGUGCAGGCCAAGAAUCAGGCCCAGGUGACACUCUCAGCUGCCCUACCGCCACUCCCAGUGUCUCAGUGGCAUCAUGCCCACCAGCUGAAAGCGCUGGCGGCCAGCAAGCAGGGCUCCAGUAAGAAGCAGCUGGGCCCCACCACCAGUUGGUCUGCCCUGCCUCCUUCUGGCCUCUCCCCACCUUACCAGCCAGUGCCCGUGGUCUCACCACAGCCGCUGUCGCCCUUCAGCCCUCAGGGGCUCAUGGUGUCCUGUAUGUCAUCGAACAGCCUGCCGGGGAGCACCCUCCAGGGCUCUCCCAAUGCCUUACUGUCCAGCCUGGCGCCCAGCAGCAGCACUGUCCUUGGGCCGGCCAGGCCCUACGUGCCGGAGAAGUUCCCUAGCCCCACGCUCCAGCAGCCACCACCAUUUAGCGCGCAGACCUCCAUCCUUGCCAACCUGGUGUCCUCUUCCAUCAAACACCCUCAGGGGCACCUGAUGUCUGCUCUGCCCACCAGCAACACGGGGCCCUUAACCCCCUAUCGCCCAGAGACACUGUCUAGCCCAGGCCUGCCCCAGCAGUCCUUCACUGCACAGUGCCCCCUGAUUCAGGGCCUCACCACCUCCACUCAUCCGCUCUGCCAGCCGCAGCCACCAGCCAAUGCUAUCUACAAGCCCAAAACCCUGAGCAUGAUCAUGCAGCAGGGCCUGACCAGCCCCAGCCCGGGAGCCUCAGAGCCCUUUCCUUUUGGCCACACCAAGCCCUUGUCACAUUUCAUCUCUGAGCCAGGCCCCCAGAAGAUGCCGUCAGUGCCCACCACAGCUCGGCAGCCUGCCUUGCUGCACUACCUGCAGCAGCCCACACCACCACCGGCCUCUUCUGCCACGGCCUCGUCCACGGCCACCUUGCAGCUGCAGCAGCAGCCGGAUCUUUCUUCAUUCCUCCUGCAGCAUGUGACACAGCAACCACAGCGCUUUCAGCGGUCUCUGGCCUCGGGGGAUUCCAUGCCUUCUCUGCCCAGACAGCGAGAGAAGCAGAGAUCAGGUCUUAUGGCAAUGACCCCUGAACAGCGCAGUUCACGUAUCGCCCAACGGAUGAGUCAAUUUCAAGCCAUCCAAGAUCAAGUCAUCUCUAAGUAUAGCCGGACCAAGGCAAGCUCCCCACCCAGCCAGUGCAUGAUACCACCCAGAGCUGGGCUCCUUCAUAGCAGUCUGAGUUCAGGAAUGGCCUCACCCAUCAGGCAGCAGAGCCAGGAGACCAUGGGCAUGCUCUCACCAAUCCCCCACAGCCAGCAGGGGAUUUUCAGCUUCAGACCCCCGUUUCCCACACCCUCACAAUUGGGCCACAACCCCCUGGGCAGCCUCGGCUCCAUCUACCAGCACAUGGGGAUACCCAAGGCUGCACCUACAGGAGUGCCCCUGCCUAGAUUCUAUGCCAGGCCCCUGGGCAGCCAGGCCCUGGGUCCUCACCAUCUCAGACAGCCGCAUAUGUCAGGAAUGUCCACCGUACUCCACAGCACUUCCUGGGUGGUGGCAGCAGCAUCUCUGCACACCCCAGUCUUGAGGGAGCCACCCCCAAACCAAGCAGCUCAUGGCAUGCAGCAGCAUUAUGAUAGCAUUGUGUCCCCUAGUCGGGUGGCCCUAGAAGGCAGACCUAGCCAGAAGGUGGGUCCUGCGCCCGCCAAGCCCAGCUUCAGCCUGCUAGGCAACAAGAGUGUCAGGCAGAGCCCGGUGCAGGGCCCCGUGCCCACACCACAUGCCACCAAGUCCCUCCAGAAAAGUAUGGUCAGCUUCGGGCCUGAGAGUCCCAUCCAGGCCAUCGAGCCACCAAGCUCUGUGGCUGCUGCUGCUGCCCCCUCCAUCGUGGCUGCCGGCCAGUCCCCGGCCAGUCCCUGUGACAGAACAGGGAGCCCAUCUGAGUCGUCGUCCCAGUCCCCACUGGACGAUCUUAUUUCACUUCCUGACUGUUCUGAAGUGGAUUUCGACACUUUCAUGAUGGAUUCCACCGAGAGCCCAGAUGAAGACUGGAUGGGCAACCUGAGGCUGAUCAGUGGCACUGUAGAAGACCAGGCUGCUGACAAGGGUGCCAAGGCCCAGAGUGUGGGCCACGUCCCCCAGAAUGCUGACAAGCUUUAAAUGCCCUAGAAACCUCCACGUGGCCAUCACUCUGGGGAGUGAUGUGAGUCCAUAGCAAAUUUACCACUGGCCCCACACAGCCACAUGCUUAUUGCCUCAUUACAAUUUGAGGGGCGGCAGCCCACACCCAUCCCUCUCUCUACCUGUGACAAAAUGGAAGUCUGGUGAUUUUUCAAGCUACCUGUACAUAUCUGAAAAUUUUGUACAUGGUUUUCCUAAACGUUCAUGACAGAAGUGUUUAUACUGCGUUUUGUGAGUUUGUAAUUAAGAUGACGGCUUUCGUUUCAACAGAGUUGUGUUUAUUAUGCCAUUGUCCGUGUGUAUUCUACAUUGUUCAAAUAUGCAGACUGUGUUGUUCACUCCAGCCAUACCUUAUCAAACCAGGUGGCGGAGUUGCUUGCGCUUUUGAUGCAAUGGUGGAUGUGACCAAGAGAUGUUGUGCAAACUGACAAAUGCCAAAUAGAAACUCACUUGGCCAUCUAUUCCCGUUUCCACUAAAACUUCUAUCGCCCAGUGUGAUUCUUAAUGUCUUUUGCAAACCUUGCAGCAUUUUCUAGCUCUUUCCUGAUGAGCCUGUUACAGCACAAGCCAUUUAAUCAUUAAGUAGCCUGCAGAGGAAUUAUUUGCCAGGAGGUAGAGAGUUCUGGCGGAAAAGGCAAUGGCACCCCACUCCAGUACUCUUGCCUGGCAAAUCCUAUGGAUGGAGGAGCCUGGUAGUCUGCAGUCUGUGGGGUCGCAAAGAGUCUGACACGACUGAGGGACUUCCCUUUCACUUUUCACUUUCAUGCAUUGGAGAAGGAAAUGUCAACCCACUCCAGUGUUCUUGCUUGGAGAAUCCCAGGGACGGGGGAGCCUGGUGGACUGCCGUCUAUGGGGUCACACAGAGUCGGACACGACUGAAGUGACUUAGCAGCAGCUGAAAGUUCUGGAUAUUUGAGAGAAGCAAAGAGGGUUUGUGAGCUGGGCAUCUCUGAGGGUUCUACCCUUUAUCACUCAGACAGUUUGUACUACUCUAACAGGCACCUUGCAGGGUGGAGGCAAGAUGCUCCUGAUUUAAGGCCUUUCAGUAUUUGUUCUGAUGUAAGGCUCUGUGGUCUGGGGGAAAAAAUGAGUCUGUAAACAUGAAUAGGUGAUUUGGGUUUUGUCACUGAUGUUUUCUAUUUGCAGUUUUCAUCACAUAUGUUUAAGUGUCUUACAGAAAACCCACACCCACUGUCCUGUAAACUUUUGUCAAUGUCCAGACUCUGUGUAAUGACAUUUUAAUUGCCACCUGGUAUUUUGCCUCUGCAUUUGA